AUGUGGUGGUUCUUCAGCGCGUGCUCGAGCGCCAUCUUCCUGCUCACGGUCGUCCUCUCCAUACCCCUCGCCUUCGACGUCGGGGGCCGAGACACCGGGCUAGCCUACUCGCUCACCCUGUUCCUAUUCUACUUCUUCUACAGCCUCGCGAAACUUCUUACGCCCGACCGCUCGCGGGUACGCUGGUUCUUCCGCAGCCUCGUCGGUUGGUCCCAAUGGGUUGUGAUUCCGGCCCUGUUGAUCUGGUCGCUCAGCCGGUUUUCGGUGGACGCCACGGAGAACGCCGGGUGGGUGUCGCGGACGUUCUCGCAGAUCAUCUCGACGAAUCAUAAGACGUGGAAGGAAUGGUUCUUUGGACAGGAGGGGUUUGUUGAGACGGUUGCCCUGGGCGCCUGGGAUAAUACCUUGAGCUACUCGAGCCCUUUCUUUCAGCUGCUGGAGGGAUUCUGCAGUCUGCUGGUGAUCCAGGCCGCGGGGCAAAUUACGAGGUGGUUGGUCAACCGUGGGAGGAGUGACACAUGGGUGAUUGUCCUUCUCGUGUUCUCUGCCUCCAUCAUCUCGAGCGCCGUCUACUUUUUGUGGCGCGUCAUCUCGUUCCCACAAGUCGGCAAUCUCGAUGCUACGCUGAUCGGCGUGGCUAUGACGUCGGCUGCAUUCCUAGGCGCCUUCGGCAUCGCCAGCGGCCGCGGCAACCCCGUCGAGUCGUCCAUGUUGUUCGCCUACGCCGUGCUCUGCGUCUACCAGAUCUUCACCGACUACCAGCCCUCCCCCGAGGCCGCUGCCGCCGCCGAGCAAGCCGCUGCAGCGCAGCCCGAUUUCCCCCCGUUCCCACCCAUCAUCAUGGCGUCGUACUCAACCCUCCUCCACAUGCUGAGCAACCUCCCAACCGCCGUCAGCUCCUCCUUCCAAUUCCUCUACGCCGCCUUCCAAACCAUCACCCCAAGCGUCAUCAUCUCCCUCACCUACCGCAUCAUCGUCUUCUACUGCGCGACUCGCAUCAUCCCCGCCGUCCGCGAACUCGGCGCAACAGCCAUCAUGGACGAGCCGCCCAUCUCCCUCGAAGAAUCCGACAGCGCCAACCGCCUCAUCGGCUUCCUCUCCUGGUUCUCCCCAUCCAUCCUCAUCGCCGUCUACACCAGCCUGCUCCUCCAACACUUCACCAUCUCCUCGUCAUCCACCACCGGUGGUACUCUGGAUGGGUUAAUCGCCGACGACGCCGCGGGCUGGACCCUCCGCGCGGGCGACGCCGCCGGCAGCACCUGGCGCUGGGUCAACCUGGCCGCGACCGUCGGCCUGUACGCCGUUGAACUGUACCUCGGCGGCGACGGCGACGGCGGCGCCCACUGGAAGACCGAUUAG
This is a messenger RNA of Dichotomopilus funicola, 1359 nucleotides long. RefSeq names its product ICE2-domain-containing protein. Lineage: Eukaryota; Fungi; Ascomycota; Sordariomycetes; Sordariales; Chaetomiaceae. Gene Ontology annotation, cellular component: cortical endoplasmic reticulum; endoplasmic reticulum membrane; perinuclear endoplasmic reticulum. The coding region runs from base 1 to 1359 and encodes 452 amino acids. The record is from RefSeq and is a predicted model, not a curated record. The transcript has 2 exons. Gene Ontology annotation, biological process: endoplasmic reticulum inheritance.